UUGACUUGUCUAACCAAGUUGGUCUCAAAAGUCUUGAGUUCACACAGAGAAUUAAUGGGCUAUUGGUUCUAAAGAACCUAAUAUUUCAAGCCAAGAGAAUCCGAUUUCUGAAAUUCAUAGUCUCAUUUCUCGAUUUGCAGUGUAAAUUCAUAUUGGUAGACAAGGAAAUGAAGCAGCUCAUCGAGUUGCAAGGCACGCUUGCUUUGUGGAUGAUACUAUUCAAUGGUGGCAUCAAUGUCCAGAUUUUUUUUUCCAUUCUAGAGUCUUGCUUGAUUCCAAUUUGUAAUUGUAUGGGGCAUCUUAAGCACCAUCGAUUUCGCAUAAUCUUUGUGGGAAACAGGAUUCCAAAUUCAAUUAUGUCAGUUCAAAUCAUAUAAUGUGUUCAGAACAUGUCAGGUUAGGCUACUUUGUUGGAGAAUUUUUGAAGAUAGAGGGAGACAACCUACGUGUUAAACUUUUUUGCACUUCAAAAUCGGCAUUCUUCAAAGCUUUCAGAAUCCAUAUGAUACAAAAGCAUGAAGAUUAUAGAGUAAAACAUCAUCCAAGCAUGUUGCAUGAAGAUGAAUGUUUAGGUGGAAUCUUCAAUUUUUGUUUUGUGUCUCCGAAUGAAAUUAAUGGGAUGCUAGCUAUGUUUGAAUGUGAUUAGAGGAAUCGCCAUAUGUGUGGUUAGUCACGUUCUUUGGAAAAAAAUAACCACACUAAUAUUGGAAAAGAAAGAGAUUCUUGGAUUUCAACAUUGAACAACAUAAUAUAUUUUCUUUGAUGGGUGGGUACAUAAGAUUAUGAGGUUUCAUUUAUAUUUUUGGAGAAAUCAAACCAGGUAUCGAGUAUAGGAAUUGAGUACUCAUGAUACACAACAUUUUAAUAGGUUCAAAUAUCAUACCAAGCUACAGCAACUAAAAAACUUAUAAAUUCAUGACCUUUUGAAGGUCAAACUAAUUUAACAUUAACUAGACAGUUUUUUUUUUUAACUAAUGUGUACUUUUUAUUUGUAUAUUACUAAAAUAAUAAAUAUAUUUUGUUUAUUUAACAAUAUGAGGAUGUGACAUACAUGUAUAUAGGAUUACUAGUCUUUUAUUAUCUUUUUAAUAUUACUCAAUUUAUUUAAUUGUAUGAAGAGAUCGUGCAUGCAGAAAAAUGUUAUUCUACCAAUCACAAAUAAUGAAAGACAAUUAUGAGUUCAAAAGUCUUCCCAAUCUGAAACCGUAAUGGGUGUGAGAUAUUAAUGGGUGUGAAACUUAGAAAAUCUCAAAAGUCUUGAGUUCACACAGAGAAUUAAUGGAUGUGAGACUUAGAAAAUCUCAAAAGUCUUGAGUUCACACAGAGAAUUAAUGGGUGUGAGAUAUAGACGUUUGUUUUGUCGUAAGACUUGAAUCUCAAACUGUGUGAAGGAAUGCAAGUAGACUUAAAGGCAGUUGAUCAUUUUCAUAUAUUAUUGACUUGGCUAACCAAGUUGGUCUCAAAAGUCUUGAGUUCACACAGAGAAUUAAUGGGCUAUUGGUUCUAAAGAACCUAAUAUUUCAAGCCAAGAGAAUCCGAUUUCUGAAAUUCAUAGUCUCAUUUCUCGAUUUGCAGUGUAAAUUCAUAUUGGUAGACAAGGAAAUGAAGCAGCUCAUCGACUUGCAAGGCAUGCUUCCUUUGUGGAUGAUACUAUUCAAUGGUGGCAUCAAUGUCCAGAUUUUUUUUUUUUCAUUCUAGAGUCUUGCUUGAUUCUAAUUUGUAAUUGUAUGGUAUUAACUUUGUUAUUGGUUCUAUUGAUAUGAAUGCCAAUUGUUCAUUUUUUUUUUUUUUAAAAAUGGUAUUCUUCAAAAUUUGCUAGCUUAUCUUGUUAAACAUUUAUAAUUUUCGUAUUGCAGGGGCAUCUUAAGCACCAUCGAUUUCGCAUAAUCUUUGUGGGAAACAGGAUUCCAAAUUCAAUUAUGUCAGUUCAAAUCAUGUAAUGUGUUCAGAACAUGUCAGGUUAGGCUACUUUGUUGGAGAAUUUUUGAAGAUAGAGGGAGACAACCUACGUGUUAAACUUUUUUGCACUUCAAAAUCGGCAUUCUUCAAAGCUUUCAGAAUCCAUAUGAUACAAAAGCUUGAAGAUUAUAGAGUAAAACAUCAUCCAAGCAUGUUGCAUGAAGAUGAAUGUUUAGGUGGAAUCUUCAAUUUUUGUUUUGUGUCUCCGAAUGAAAUUAAUGGGAUGCUAGCUAUGUUUGAAUGUGAUUAGAGGAAUCGCCAUAUGUGUGGUUAGUCACGUUCUUUGGAAAAAAAUAACCACACUAAUAUUGGAAAAGAAAGAGAUUCUUGGAUUUCAACAUUGAACAACAUAAUAUAUUUUCUUUGAUGGGUGGGUACAUAAGAUUAUGAGGUUUCAUUUAUAUUUUUGGAGAAAUCAAACCAGGUAUCGAGUAUAGGAAUUGAGUACUCAUGAUACACAACAUUUUAAUAGGUUCAAAUAUCAUACCAAGCUACAGCAACUAAAAAACUUAUAAAUUCAUGACCUUUUGAAGGUCAAACUAAUUUAACAUUAACUAGACAGUUUUUUUUUUUUAAACUAAUGUGUACUUUUUAUUUGUAUAUUACUAAAAUAAUAAAUAUAUUUUGUUUAUUUAACAAUAUGAGGAUGUGACAUACAUGUAUAUAGGAUUACUAGUCUUUUAUUAUCUUUUUAAUAUUACUCAAUUUAUUUAAUUGUAUGAAGAGAUCGUGCAUGCAGAAAAAUGUUAUUCUACCAAUCACAAAUAAUGAAAGACAAUUAUGAGUUCAAAAGUCUUCCCAAUCUGAAACCGUAAUGGGUGUGAGAUAUUAAUGGGUGUGAAACGUAGAAAAUAUCAAAAGUCUUGAGUUCACACAGAGAAUUAAUGGAUGUGAGACUUAAAAAAUCUCAAAAGUCUUGAAUUCACACAGAGAAUUAAUGGGUGUGAGAUCUAGACAUUUGUUUUUGUCGUAAGACUUGAAUCUCAAACCGUGUGGAGGAAUGCAAGUAGACUUAAAGGCAAUUGGUCAUUUUCAUAUAUUAUUGACUAGUCUAACCAAGUUGGUCCACGAGGAGUACUUGUUCAAUGGAAAAAUGCGAAAAUUGAGGGGGAUGGUGACUUCAAUUUCCAGUCCCUCGUACGUGACAAGAAGCUCGGUCGAAAGAAGUUGCCUACAAAUUUGUCAUCAUUCUUUUAAUUUUCCUCUUCUUUUUUCAAUAUUGAUGACGCAAUGCACGCGGCAUUGUUUUGCCCAUCAAUCCCAGGAUAUAAUUUGGCAGCAAAAGGCAUACUUUCUUGUAGUCCCUACUGUUCAUCAGCCUAAUUUCAUACACUGCAACUUCUUCCAUGGCCUUGCAACCAGCUUUUUCAUGGGUUUAUGAUGUGUUCUUGAGUUUUAGAGGUGAAGAUGUUCGACAAAACUUUAUUUCUCACCUAUAUGAUGCUUUGCGUAAAAAGGGAAUCAAUACUUAUAUUGAUGAGCACCUUGAAAGAGGAAAGGAAAUUUCACCGGCACUUCUCAAAGCUAUUGAGGAGUCAAGGAUUUCGAUUAUCAUUCUUUCUGAAAACUAUGCAUCAUCCACGUGGUGUUUGGAGGAGCUGAUGAAGAUUCUCGAGUGCAGAGAAAUGAAACAACAAAUAGUUCUACCGGUGUUUUACAAAGUGCGUCCCUCGAUAGUGCGUAGACAAAAGAAAAAUUAUGGAGAGGCAUUGGCCAACUACAAAGACAAGUUGAAUGAUGAUACGAAGGUGGAUAGCUGGAAGGCUGCGCUAAAGGAAGUGGCCAAUUUGUCUGGGUUCCAUUUAAAGAAGGAUGGGAAUGAAUCUGAAUUUAUCCAUGGCAUCAUUCAACUAGUGGACUCAAAAAUAAUAAAUCAAACAUACUUUGAGGUUGCCAAUCAUCCAAUUGGAGUGGUGUCUCGUGUGCAGCAUGUAUAUUCCCUUUUAAGCAUCGAAGAGAAUGAUAUUGUACAUAUGGUAGGAAUUUUUGGAGUUGGGGGAAUUGGAAAGACAACUAUUGCCAAAGCGAUAUAUAAUAUAAUUUCUUCUAAAUUUGAAGGUAGUUGUUUCUUGAAAAACAUUAGAGAAACAUCAAAGAGCGAGUAUGGUCUAGUCCAAUUGCAAGAGACUCUUCUUUCUAAUAUCCUAGGAGCAUCUUCGGUUUGUAAUAUUGGCCACGUCGACAGAGGAAUCAAUGUGAUAAAGAAUAAAGUUCGUUAUAAAAGAGUUCUUCUAAUUCUUGAUGAUGUGGAUGAUUGGGAACAAUUGAAAGCUUUGGCCGGAAAUUGUGAUUGGUUUGGUUUAGGAAGUAGAAUCAUUAUAACAACAAGGGAUCAAAAUCUACUGAGAAAUUAUGAAGUUUAUGCAACAUAUAAAGUGGAGGAAUUGAACCAUUAUGAAGCUCUAGAGCUAUUUAGUUUGUGUGCCUUUAAAAGAAAGCAACCGCUUGAUAACUACGUGGAACUUACACAACGUAUAAUACGUUAUGCUGGGGGCCUUCCUCUAGCUUUGGAAGUGCUUGGUUUGGAUCUAUGUGGUAGAAGUAUACAUGAAUGGGAAAGUGCUUUGGAAGAGUACAAAAGAAUUCCUCACAAGAAGAUUCAAAAAAUACUUAGAAUGAGCUAUGAUGGUUUGAGUGAAAGUGAGAAGAAUAUUUUUCUUGACAUUGCAUGUUUCUUUAAGGGAGAGAAUGUAGAUUAUGUUAAGAAAAUCUUACAUAGUUGUUCUUUAAAUCCAGAUAUUGGAAUAAAAAAACUGAUGGAGAAGUCUCUCAUUACCAUUGAUGAUUGUGAUAAAUUUGAAAUGCAUGACUUGCUACAAGAUAUGGGUAGAGAAAUUGUUCGAGAAGAAUCACCAAAAGAGCCCGGUGGACGCAGUAGAUUGUGGUAUCAUGAAGAUAUUUGCCAUGUACUUGAAGAAAAUACGGGAACAAACCAAAUUGAAGGCAUACUGAUAGAUUUACCUAAAAAAGACAUGAUAUGCUUGAGUUUAGAGGCAUUCAUGAAGAUGAAAAACCUGAAAUAUUUCAUAAAUCGUAAUGCACGCUUCUCUGGAAGUCCUAGUUAUCUUUCUAACGAGUUAAGAGUGCUUAAUUGGGUGGAAUAUCCUUCACAAUCAUUGCCAUAUAAUUUCCAUGGAAGGAAGCUUGUUGAUCUUAGAAUAAGUGAUAGCCUCUUGAAGGAAUUGGGAGUGGGAUUCCAGAAUUUCCAGAACUUGGCCAGGAUGGACUUCUCUCGUUGUGAAUUUCUGACAAAAAUCCCCGAUCUUUCUCGGGUUCCAAAUUUAGAGUGGCUGGAUGUUACUGAUUGUACAAACUUAGUUGAGGUUCAUUCUUCUGUUGGAUCCCUUGAUAGGCUUGAGCAUCUCUCAUUUGCCCGUUGCACUAAGCUUACCAGUUUGCCAACAAAGCUCAAGUUUAGGUAUCUUAAAUGCCUCCGGGUUGACGGUUGCUUAAGCCUUCAAAAUUUCCCUGAAAUCGAGUUUGAAAGGGAAUGUUUAAGGAAUCUUAGUUUAGCAAACACCGAUAUAAAAGAAUUGCCUUUAUACAUUGAGCACCUCUCUGGGAUUGAAAUAUUACAUCUAAGAGGCUGCAAAAAUCUUCUGCAUCUCCCCACUGGAAUUCUUCGAUUACGACGUCUAAAGUCUCUUCGUCUAGCUGGCUGUUCAAAAGUUGUUUUUAUUUCAAAUAUCUUGAAGGAUGAUUGUUGCUCAAUAGACCUUCCGGCGCUAGAAUGUUUGGAUCUUGCAAAUUGUCACCUGCCAGACCCUGAUAUCCUGAUGAGAUUCAAUCGCUAUUUUACUUUGCAUCAUUUAAUUCUAUCAGGGAGUGAUAUUAUUAGGCUUCCAGAAUGCAUUACCAUGUUUUUUGAGUUGAAGUUCCUUGACUUGAAUGAUUGCAAGAAACUUCAAGAAAUUCCUGCACUGCCCCCAAAUAUAGAAACCGUAGAUAUAACUGGAUGCAUGUCAUUGGAAAUAUUUCCAGAUGGAUUGAAAGUACCGAACCUCUUGACAAGUCAAACGCGAGACCAACGAUGGAUUGACUCAUCCUUAUGCCUCAAAAUUCGUAUGAAUAUAGAGGGGUUUUGGGAAUACUUCGGAAGCCAUUCAGACAACAUUAUAUUUCCAGGAAAUAGGAUUCCAGAAUGGUUUAGCCAUAUGAAGCAAAAUUCAAAAAAUUGGAUUCCAGACCGAUUUGACGAUCUUGACCCGCCUCCAGCAAAUAUGAAUCAAGAUUGCAGCUAUUUUAAGAGGACUCUAGAAUCUGGUUUAUGUCGAAUAACAAUAAAUGGGCUUAAAACUUUGGAAAAUAUAAAAGGAGUUGCUAUAUGUGUCAUUCUCGAACCCAUUCUGAAGAUCUAUCCCCAAAAAGGUACCUCUCUUAUGGUCUUGACCAGAAGGGAUGUUUUCCCUUAUAUUAAGUAUUUGUCGAGAAAACAUGUUGAUUUAAGGGGUUCAGAUGCUCAUGUAUGGCUAAAUUACACCAUUUUCGAUGAUCAUAUGAACCCAUUAAAUCUAGAAUUUGAAGUUUGGAGUUUUUAUGAACCAGUGUUCUUCAAAAGCUGUGGAGUCCAUCUGAUUUUCAAGAAUGAAAAGGAUGGGAAAGAUCAUCCAGGUUUUCUACAUUUAAUGGAUGGUAUUGGAGGUUUGAAGAGGAGGCGUGUCCAUGAUGACCGCUACUUGGAAUCCACUUCGUGCCCACAACUGAAUAGGGGUUCCUCAACCUUGGCCAUCAAUUUUGAAUUUCAAGGAUACUCUGAACAUUUUGGAAGAGGAACUUACAAAUAAUUUGCAUCUUGAAUUCUUAAUUGCGGAUCAGGUUUUCUUGUUUAGGAACUGAUCAUCGCAAUUUGGUGUUUUGGUGUGAAUGACAGACGACGUUCCAUGUGUGAAGGUGGGGGACAGAGCCCUUGAAUCUACAGCGGUGCCUUAGCAUUCCAACACAUUUUCCCUAUAGUUUGGUGUAGGCCAAGACAACCACUUGUUUGAGAUAUGAUCAUCAGGUCGAAUUAUUUGAGGAGAGUGUCUCCCUCUCUCUCUUUCUCUGUCUCUCCCUCCCUCCUAGGAGAACCUUUGGUCAGAGAAGCUGGGAUACAGAUUUAUAGAGUCGUCUAUUUCUGACACAGGUGAAGUACAAAAUGGGAAGAAUUUAAGGUUUCAGCUUGAACAUAAUUCCAAUUUCAGUGAAUUGAAUAUCUAAACCAAGCAAAAUCUAUUGGUUUGACUGUCUCCAGUAUAUGAAUCUUAUAUCCCUAUUAGACCGUC
Molecule: messenger RNA, 7220 nt
Organism: Carya illinoinensis
Lineage: Eukaryota; Viridiplantae; Streptophyta; Magnoliopsida; Fagales; Juglandaceae
Product: disease resistance protein RPV1-like
Exons: 6
Coding region: 3306-6743 (1145 amino acids)
Biological process (GO): defense response; signal transduction
Molecular function (GO): ATP hydrolysis activity; ADP binding
Source: RefSeq, a predicted model, not a curated record